GGUCGACUGGCGGAGAAUGGGAGAGAGAAUGGGGGAGAGAGAGACGGAGGGAGGGAGGAGGAGGAACUAGUGGAGGAAAAAAAAGUUAAAGUAAAAAUGGCUUCCUUGUCUUUGGAGUCUGCAGAACAGUCUGAAAACAGCCCAGAAGAGCAGACUGCAUCGGAUAUUAAAGAAGAGAAAAACGCAGACAUCAUUUCUGAAGAGUUACUCAGAAGUUUUCAAAAGUCAGCUCUGAGUUUCUCCAGUGACCAAGUAUCAUGUCUGUGCGAGGCCCUCCUGCAGGCGGGCAAUGUGGAUCGCUUGUGGAGAUUUCUAUCCACCAUACCUCCUUCGUCCGAGCUGCUACGUGGCAACGAGACCCUGCUGAAGGCCCAAGCUCUGGUGGCUUUCCAUCGGGAGGAAUUCAAGGAGCUUUACGCAGUCCUGGAUGGCCACGACUUCCACCCGUCUAACCAUGGGUUCCUGCAGGACCUGUACCUGAAAGCCCGCUACAAGGAGGCGGAGAGGUCCCGGGGCCGUAGCCUGGGCGCUGUGGACAAGUACCGGCUCAGGAAAAAGUUCCCUCUUCCCAAAACGAUCUGGGACGGAGAGGAGACCGUGUACUGCUUCAAAGAGAAGUCCCGAAACGCAUUGAAGGAGUGCUAUAAGAGCAACAGGUACCCAAAUCCAGACGAGAAGAAGAACCUGGCAAAAGUCACCGGACUGUCCCUUACUCAGGUCAGCAACUGGUUCAAGAACCGCAGGCAGAGGGACAGGACCCCGUCUGGGACCCACAGCAAAAGUGAGUCUGAUGGGAACCACAGCUCAGAUGACGAGGGAAGCCCCAUGGACGACACUCCUGACAGACCAGAGGAUGCUCCUGGCUCCACUACCUCCAUCAUCUCUCUCUCUGCUGUCCCCUGCAGCACGGGAGGCCAACUGAUCCUCAACGGCUCCGGUGGCUUCCUUACGUCCCCUCAGUCGUUACUUCUUAAUGGAAACUCCCUAAUCUCCAGCAACGGAGGUGGUGUGAUCAUUAAUGGUCUGAGUUUGGGGGAUUGCCAGACAGUCACAUUGAGUCCCGUUGCAACUAACUCUCCUCUAAUACUGAACGGGGCUCAGGUAAUAACCAAGCCUAGUGUCAGUGUGCAGCAGCAGCUGCAAACAGUGUCUGUGGCAGAGCAUGGGAUUUCAGCCAUGAAUGCAAACCAGAGCAGUCUUCCAACUGUUGUUUUUAGCACGAACGCCACCCCAGCCUCAAACCAUCCUACCAUCAUCUCUUCAACUCUCCAAAUUAAGUCAGAAAGUAACAAUGCAAUGGACUUCAUCUCUGUCGCCAAAUCAGAGGACAGCAGCCAGAACGUAUCUUCCUCCUCUUCAUCUUUAUCCCCCUCCUCUCCAACUCUAUCAUCCCCAGCCAGUCUGCCCUCACUGGUCCUAACACCAAACACCCAACAGCAGGAGUCCCUCACAGCCUCUGUGUUGUCUUCUGUGCCUCUCUCCAUCCCGCAACGGGACUAUGCUGUCAUAGCAUCUGCUGCUCAACACUUAAACCCUCCUAGCUCUAUUGUUGUCUCCAGCAGCUCCACCCCUCAGGUACUCUCUCUGCCCCAGGUUGUUCCUUCCAUCCAUGGUAAGCCAGUAUCCCAGCUUGUGCAGCACUCUUCGGGAGCACAGGUUUCCCAGUGCCCCCAGUUGGUCCCAGUAUCCUCUCUUGCUUCGCCAAUGCCUCAUUUCCAAAGCCAGACAGUGAACACAGGCAGCAGACUGGUGCAGCAACAACAGGAUGUGUCAACGACUGAAGGUGCUACAACCAUAGUCUCCAUCUCCCAGCUUCUACAGAGAACAGCACCUCAGCAAGGGGACCAAACCAUAAACUCAACACCUGGCAAAGUCCAGGUCCCACAGGUUAUAUCCAUUUCUUCCCCAACACAGGUGGUCCCAGUCCCCCAUGCCAAAGGCAUCACACCAGCACAGUUAGUCCCUCCAUCCAUGCCCCAGUUGGUCCCAGUCUCCCACAUCCAAACUCCAUCCACCAUCUCCUUCCCUCAAGUGGUUCCUGCCAGUCCUUCUCUCUCUGCCGGUAUGCCCCUACAGAUCCUGACCUCAGCGCCUGCAACUGCUGGGGUCUCACAGGGUCCUCUGAGGAUAAACCAGCUGAGGCCUAUCCAAGGUGUGGUUCCCCCAACCAGCAUGGCUCCUGGUGUGCAGCUCCUGAACUCUGGUAUCAUUCAGCUUCCCUCAGCUCCCUCAGGUAACCUUCUCCUCGGUGGUAGCCCCUACCUGAGUGUCCAGCAAGGCAAGCUGAUUUUGACCAUCCCAGCAGGCAUCCAACUCGCCAGUUUACUAAAACCAGUCCCUGAGGCUCCACCCAUGCCUGCUAAUGGACUGAAUCCCAUCUUUACCCACUCGGCCCCCCAAGUAGCCUCCCAGCCUUCAACCAUCUCCGCUCCGACCCCCAACGUCCUCACAUCCUCACCCUUAAACUUCAUCAACUCAUCUCCCCCAUACUGUGCUCCAGAGACGGGGACACCUGCGACCCCUUCCCCUCACACACUGGACCAGUCAGUCACUCCCACAACUCCGAACACUCUCACUCCAGAAAGUAUGCUCACCCUCAGUCCCAUGUACAGCGGAAUGAUACCCAACACCCAGCUCUCUCAAUCAGCCUGGAGCCCCGUACCCCUCUCCACUUCUGCUGGUCUGACUCUGUUUGACGUCCGUAACAAGGGGGACCUACCUGUAGACCCAGCAUUGUUAGGCCUACCUGGAGGUGAGUCGCUGCUGUUGGGAAGUCCUUCAUCGGAGCAGGAUGUGGAUGCCAACUCAGCGCUGGGGAACCCAGAGGGGAUGGAUGGGGAUUCUAAGAUUCUGACUCAGUUACAGUCUGUCCCUGUGGAUGAUGAACUGGGCCUGUAGUAUGUUUAUGUUGCUAACUGGCAACCUUGUGUCUCUAAAAACAAAAAGGAUGAAACACUCAGUAGGUUACUAAAUCUUAAGUUCACUUUUUUAGUGAUCUGAAGAUCUUAUUCAACUUUGUUGAUCCUCUAAGAACAAUCAAGUCUUUAAUAACAUGUUUAUGUUCUGGUGUGUCCAACAUCGAUGCUCUCUCAGCAGGGCCAUCGUGGUCUUAGCUGGCACUUUUCAGAUACAUCCUCUGCAGCUGUACUUCACAUUGAUCAGCAGGCUUACAAAGGAUGCUUUACUUAAAGCCUUAUGUGCCUUACUUACUGGAGUUAUUAAAUCCAGACAAAAGAACUACCACAGAUUGAUCUGAU
Molecule: messenger RNA, 3257 nt
Organism: Notolabrus celidotus (New Zealand spotty)
Lineage: Eukaryota; Metazoa; Chordata; Actinopteri; Labriformes; Labridae
Gene: six5
Product: SIX homeobox 5
Exons: 3
Coding region: 97-2898 (933 amino acids)
Biological process (GO): regulation of transcription by RNA polymerase II
Cellular component (GO): nucleus; transcription regulator complex
Molecular function (GO): DNA-binding transcription factor activity, RNA polymerase II-specific; RNA polymerase II cis-regulatory region sequence-specific DNA binding
Source: RefSeq, a predicted model, not a curated record